AUGUUUAUUGGUGAUGAUAGAAAAUAUGUUGAGGAAGCUGUUUGUAGUAGCUUGUUCAAUAGUGAGGACACUUUGAGUAAAUUUAAAAAAAAAUUAAGAUACCACCUAGCAAUGAAACUACAAAAUAAAAGAGAUACUUGUACACUAGUAUUUGAAAAGGGAACAGAAAAGAGAUUAAUCUUAGUGAUGAUUAGAGAAUUCCUUAUAAAAUGUGGUCUGGAAGAAACAAGAGCAUGCUUAGAUAAUGAAUGCGAUAUAGAUGACAAUGAUAUGGUAGAAUCUUUUGAUGAGAUGCUUGACAAGUUAAAUAAAAUAAGCAAUAACUCUGUAAAUAAUGAUAUGGAUUUAUACCCUACAAUGAUUGAGAAGUUAGUUAACUCUAGUAUAAAGCUACGUAAUGAUCACCAAACUGAUCAUAUUACUAGUGCUGCUUUAGUAGAAGCUAGUGAAUGUAUUACUUCCUUAGAAGAAGAAAUUCAGCGGCUCCAUAAAGCAUACUCUGAACAGGUAAAUGAAACUAGAUUAAUUAUGGAGAAAAAGGUUAAUGAAAUAGAAAAGCUCUAUUGGAGCAGUGUAAAAACUAUGGAGGAGCGGAUGAUUAAGAAUACAGAUGUCAAAUAA
Cryptosporidium muris RN66 is the source of this 621-nucleotide messenger RNA. RefSeq lists its product as uncharacterized. The record is from RefSeq and is a predicted model, not a curated record. Bases 1 to 621 code for a protein of 206 amino acids. Gene Ontology annotation, molecular function: protein binding. The transcript has a single exon. Lineage: Eukaryota; Apicomplexa; Conoidasida; Eucoccidiorida; Cryptosporidiidae.